Gadus macrocephalus (Pacific cod) is the source of this 1165-nucleotide messenger RNA. RefSeq names its product C1D nuclear receptor corepressor (gene c1d). Gene Ontology annotation, cellular component: nucleolus; exosome (RNase complex). The transcript has 5 exons. Lineage: Eukaryota; Metazoa; Chordata; Actinopteri; Gadiformes; Gadidae. The record is from RefSeq and is a predicted model, not a curated record. Gene Ontology annotation, biological process: regulation of gene expression; maturation of 5.8S rRNA. Bases 174 to 689 code for a protein of 171 amino acids. Gene Ontology annotation, molecular function: RNA binding; DNA binding.
GCCAGGGGGCGGAGGCCCCUUCACGCUCCCGGCUGCUUGUUGUGGUUUACAUCACUUCCGAGAGGAGACGCAUGCGCUGGAGAGGGACAGUUCCAGCGUGCUUAUCGUUUACUAAUCUAUUUAUCAGUGGGAUUUGAUAUUCAUAAUAGUCCUAGCACAGACAGACUGAUCAGAUGUCGGCGGAGGAGGAGGGUUACCCGGCGGAGAUCCAGGAGCAGCUCACCGGCUUCGAGUCCUCGGUGGGGGUGAUCAACAGCAUGCUUCAGACCAUGGUGUCCAUGCCCCGGAACGACCUGCUGCAGAAGCUGGACCCCCUGGAUCAGGCCAAGCUGGACCUGAUGUCGGCCUACACCCUCAACUCCCUCUUCUGGAUGUACCUGGUCACACGAGGGCAGAACCCGAGGGAGCACGGGGUCAAGCAGGAACUGGAGCGCAUCAGGGGCGUCAUGACGCGGGUGAAGGACAUCACAGACAGGAAGAAGGCGGCUCGUCUCGACAAGGGUGCCGCCGCCCGCUUCCUGAGACACGCCCUCUACGACGCCGAGGAGGGCAGGGCCAAGAGGCCCACGCCGGGCCGCGCCCCCAAGGCCCCCACCCCCCAGACGGGCCAUGCCCCCAAGACACCCACCCCCCAGGCAGGCCGCGCCCCCAUGACCCCGACCCCCACGAAGAAACCCAGGAAAAAAUGAACACAUGAAUGGACAAAUGAAUGGAUGAACACAUGAAUGGGUGAACGCUCGGAUGAUGAACAGGUGGACGAUGAACACAAGAUUGGGUGAACACAUGGAUGAUGAACACGUGAAUGGUUGAACACAUGGAUGAUGAACACGUGAAUGGUUGAACACAUGAUGGAAGAUCACAUGAUCACACGAUGGAUGAACACAUGACGGAUGAACCCAUGAUGUAUGAGGUGCUGGCGGUGGUUCAUGGCUGAUGUCCCACAUCGUGUCGGCUCUCUGAACCUCUCCUCUGUGAGGACUGUCAUGUGCAUUGCUAUGGAAACAUAAGCUACGAUUGCAACAUGUAUGUAACCAUGGAAACAUGUCUGUAACCUUGGAGACUUGUGUGUUCCAGUGUUGUCAGUGAUGGUGGUUUUGCAUUGGUUGCUUCGUCACUUGUGUUUCUGUCUGUGAUCUGAAGGACUUUUAAUAAAUACUCUAGCCUA